Molecule: messenger RNA, 1662 nt
Organism: Triticum urartu
Lineage: Eukaryota; Viridiplantae; Streptophyta; Magnoliopsida; Poales; Poaceae
Source: RefSeq, a predicted model, not a curated record
CCACGGUUGAUAGUUCAGUAUCUGCUCCAGUGCAGCGUUAGUGUUAGCGAGUCAGAUUGGAAUAAGCCAUCUUCUUUUUCUUAGGGGAAAAGUGUAGUGUAGUGCCCUUGAUUGACUUGAAAUAAUGAUCUGGAAGAUUGACGGUCUUUAGACUAGGAGGGGUGUUCAAGAUUGCAGACUAAUAAUUGCGUGACAGAUUGUCAUAGUUAGGAUUUGUUCUAGAGGCUGCUUGAACCAAGUAACAUUGGCGACUCGUAGUGUGAUAACUUUUAUGGUAUGUAUUUACAAGCACAUAAGAAUGGCGAGGUUGGUGCCCAUUUCCCAGACUACCUUUUACAUCUUUGUUCAACAAAAAGCUUGUAAUGGUUUGUUCCAUACAGAUCAUGAACGCCUAACUGUAUUUCUGCAAUUAUCACUGUCUUAACACCUUACUCUUAACACCUUAAAACUUUGUCUUCUAUUUUCGCUGUUUGAUUUUGUGAAAGAUCCUCAUAGAACUUUCCCAACAUAACAUGCCAUCUUCGCCAAAAUUUCCGUAGGGUUGGCUUAGGUGCCACACAAUGGAUCCUGUCUUUUAUACAGCGUCAUGCUCACUUGUGGUAUAUGCUUUCUGGAGCCAUAUAUCUGGACCAGUUGUUAGUUAAUGUGCAUUACCUAAUUCUCCAAAGUUAUAUUUGUGGCCAUGUAUAGUCUUUGUAUUUUCCCCGUUGUAUAAGGGGCUUUCUGCAUAUUUCCCUCACAUGUAUGUGUAUAUAUAGUGGACUAUGGCCCCAUGGGAAUUCGAGUUGCAUAGCCCUAGGUUUAGUUUCUCUCCUCCCACCGCACGCGCAGCUCGUGCUCAAUUCCAAUCGAUCCCGGUCUCCGUCCUCUAUUCCGGUAUUCCCUGCCGCUCCCUCAGGUGAGUCCUUUCCGCUCAGUGUUUAUGGUGCCGCCUGUGUACCAGGAGCCUAGUAUCAUGCCGAUCAAUACAAGAACGGAGAAGGAGUUGGAAGAAAAGGAGGUGUUAUGCACGCACAAAAAGCCCAAAGCUACAGGGUGUGUUGCCCAACCGCAGCAGGAAAUUGAACUCGCCAUUGAGAGUGAGAAUAAAGGGCAUGGUGAUCCUUCACCAAAAGAGUCUGCUUGUGUUGUGCUGAGCAAUGGUGAAGCAAAUGGUUGCAGUGAGGGGCAUGUUCUUGGCGGUGCAAAUGAAGAACCAGAAGCAAGGUCGAGACUGGCUCAACUCUGCAGUGCAAUUGGCUGGAAGAGUCCAACAUAUGAGUUUCAAGAACAUGGACAUGGCCAUACAAAACUGUUCACAUGCAAGGUGAGUGUUCUUGUGGAGACGUUCACAGACACUGUUGUGGAGUGCAUCAGUGAGCCCAAACCCCAGAAGAGAGCUGCCCAGGAACAAGGUGCUGAAGGUGUGUUAUGGACCCUCAAGCGCCUUGGUCAUGUGAAAUAGCUCUAGACGUCCUCCAUCAGGCGUGGCGCGACGUCUGUGUACCCUCUUGUUACCAUCCGAUCCAUCAUAAGAGCGGUAUCUGCUCUUUCUUGAAUCCAUGACUCAACCUGCGAUCAUGUUGUCAGCUGAUGCUUAUGCACGGUUAAACUUGUUGCUCUGUCGGUCGUGUUCUAAUUUCAUAUUGCUUUAGAUCUCUAUACAAACUAGUGAAGUGAACC